Messenger RNA from Populus trichocarpa (black cottonwood), 640 nucleotides. RefSeq lists its product as uncharacterized. The transcript has 2 exons. Bases 103 to 321 code for a protein of 72 amino acids. The record is from RefSeq and is a predicted model, not a curated record. NCBI's taxonomy places the organism in Eukaryota, Viridiplantae, Streptophyta, Magnoliopsida, Malpighiales, Salicaceae.
GAAAAUACGUUCGUCGUAUAGGACAAAGAAAAGGGCUUCACAGCUGACACCAUUUUAGCAUCGAAGAGAGAAAAACGAAGGGAAAAAAAAGAGGGAGAAAAAAUGGGUUACGUAUUGAGAGUAAGAUUGGCUUCAUUCUUUGCAGGAGCAGCAACAGCAUCAUUUGCAGGACUCUAUCUCCUUUACAAAGAUUUCAAGGUUGCCCAUGAUGCCAUCUCUCAACAGGUGGAAAGCGUUCAUGAGUCACUGGAUAGACGGAUCUCUAAUUUGGAAAAAUUGAAACAAAAUGAAGCUUCACAACCUCUGCAAGCAGCAGAGUAGGAGCCUUGAGGCAUUCUGCUGUACUUUGAUGUUGUGACAUCAGACAUGCUUUUCUGAUAUUGCCGCUGGUUUCUUUACGGAUUUUCCCCUCUUGUUUAAGAAUAAUCAUGACUUCUAACUAUCUUCAUGGUAAUACUCAAAUCAGUUCACAAAUUUUCUUGAAGAUGCAAGAUUGCAAUUUGUAUUGGAUGAAUGGCAAUGCACGAGCAUUCAAUUUUUUUUUGUCUGGUGCUAGCAUGUAAGAUGUUUGGAAAAGUUAUGUAAUAUGUCUUCCUUGUCCAGGAGACGAUAUACAGGCCUUCUUCAAAGCUGGUGGCAA